Molecule: messenger RNA, 4110 nt
Organism: Letharia columbiana
Lineage: Eukaryota; Fungi; Ascomycota; Lecanoromycetes; Lecanorales; Parmeliaceae
Exons: 3
Coding region: 1-4110 (1369 amino acids)
Molecular function (GO): 2 iron, 2 sulfur cluster binding; iron ion binding; xanthine dehydrogenase activity
Source: RefSeq, a predicted model, not a curated record
AUGGCUCCAGGAAUCAUUGAACCUCAGCCUGCCGUCUCCAUCGCGAGAUCACACUCACUGCAAGCAGUCACAGAGCCAUAUGAUGAUAUCCUACGGUUCUAUCUGAACGGAACCAAAGUUGUAAUCGAUUCUGUCUCCAUUGAUCCUGAAAUUACUCUACUGGAGUAUCUAAGAGGGAUAGGCCUAACAGGCACGAAACUUGGAUGCGCUGAAGGAGGCUGUGGCGCUUGCACUGUCGUGGUCUCUCAGUUGAAUCCCACAACCAAGAAGCUCUAUCAUGCAUCCGUCAAUGCGUGCUUGGCGCCUCUUGUUAGCGUGGAUGGCAAACAUGUCAUCACAGUGGAAGGCAUCGGUAAUGUCAAGAACCCGCAUCCAGCCCAAGAACGGAUAGCAAUGGGCAGUGGCAGCCAAUGUGGCUUUUGUACACCUGGCAUAGUCAUGAGCUUGUACGCUUUGCUGAGAAACGAAUCAGACCCUUCAGAGCUCGAAGUUGAAGAAGCCUUUGAUGGCAAUCUCUGUCGUUGUACAGGCUACCGACCUAUCUUGGAUGCUGCGCAAACAUUCAGCAAGAACAAGGCUUGUGGCAAAGCAACAGCCAACGGCGGUGGUGGCUGUUGUAUGGAGAAUGGCAACGGAGAUGCGGCAAACCGAUGUUGCAUGGAGAAGACAAACGGUGUGAAUGGAGAUCAGCCGAUCAAAAGGUUCACACCGCCAGGAUUCAUUGAAUACAACCCAGACACUCAGCUCAUAUUUCCUCCUGCCUUGACGAAACAUCAAUUCAAGCCUUUAGCAUUUGGAAACAAGCGUAAAAAAUGGUACCGGCCGGUCACUCUGAAUCAGUUGCUCGAGAUCAAGAGCGUGUACCCUUCAGCUAAGAUCAUUGGAGGCAGCACCGAGACGCAGAUCGAGAUCAAAUUCAAGGCUAUGCAAUACACUGCUUCGGUCUACGUUGGUGACAUCGCCGAGCUUCGCCAGUACAGCUUUAAGGACGACCAUCUCGAGAUUGGUGGUAAUGUUGUGCUGACGGAUCUCGAGGACAUUUGCUUGAAGGCAGUUGAACACUACGGUGCCCUCAAGGGGCAACCCUUCAUGGCAAUUCACAAGCAGAUCCGAUAUUUUGCAGGGAGACAGAUCCGGAAUGUUGGUACACCGGCUGGCAAUCUAGCCACCGCUUCUCCAAUCUCGGACCUGAAUCCUGUAUUUGUGGCAACUAACACCGUGCUUGUUGCCAAAUCACUCGAUAAAGAGACAGAAAUCCCAAUGUCACAAUUCUUUAAGGGGUACAGAACUACAGCGCUGGCACCAGAUGCAAUCAUUACAAGCCUGCGAAUCCCUGUUGCGCGGGAGAAAGGAGAGUAUCUUCGAGCGUACAAGCAAGCUAAACGCAAAGACGAUGACAUAGCUAUUGUCAACGCUGCUCUGCGCGUCUCGCUGAGCAACGACCAUGUCGUGGAGAGUGUAGACCUUGUGUAUGGAGGCAUGGCUGCCACUACUGUCGCUGCUCGAGAAGCGGUCUCUUACCUGGAAGGAAAGACAUGGACUGAUCCUGCAACACUCGAGGGGGCUAUGAACGCUCUGGAGAACGACUUUGAUCUUCGCUUUGGAGUGCCUGGGGGGAUGGCGACCUACCGCAAGUCACUCGCGCUUGGGUUCUUCUAUAGAUUCUAUAACGAAGUCCUCUCAGGCUUAGGCGUCAAGGCUUCGGAAAUUGAUCAAGACGUCAGAGGUGAGAUUGAACGUGUGAUAUCAACGGGCAAGAAAGACCAUGAAGCUACUCAAGCAUAUGAGCAGAGCAUUCUGGGCAAGGCAAACCCCCACGUUGCCGCUUUGAAGCAAUGCACCGGCGAAGCUCAGUAUACUGACGACAUACCCGUACAAAAGAACGAGCUUUACGGGGUCAUGGUCCUGUCGAGUAAGGCCCAUGCAAAGAUCCUAGACGUUGACUUUGAAGCUGCCAUGGAUCUGCCCGGCAUCGUCGAAUGGGUAGAUCAUCAUGACCUGCCGAGCCCUGAGGCCAAUUGGUGGGGUGCUCCAGUCUGCGAUGAGGUUUUCUUUGCUGUCGACGAGGUCUUCACCGCAGGACAGCCUAUCGGUAUGAUUCUCGCCGACUCCGCCAAACAUGCAGAAGCUGGAGCCAGGGCCGUCAAGGUGCAUUAUGAAGACCUGCCCGCCAUCUUCACAAUCGAAGAGGCCAUCGCCCAACAAAGCUACUUUCAGCACUAUCGGUACAUCAACAAGGGGGAAGGCGAAGAAGGUAAAUUUGAUGAUAGCGUUUGGGAAAAGGCAGAUCAUGUGUUCUCUGGUGUAGUCCGUAUGGGCGGACAGGAACACUUUUACCUUGAGACCCAGGCAUGCGCCGUCGUGCCAAAACCGGAAGAUGGAGAGAUGGAGGUUUAUAGUAGUACACAGAAUCCGACAGAAACGCAAUCCUACAUCUCCCAAGUCACCGGCGUCCAAGCGAAUAAGAUCGUCUCCAAGGUCAAACGCCUUGGUGGAGCAUUUGGAGGUAAAGAGACUAGAUCUAUACAGCUUUCUGGCAUCUGUGCUAUCGCUGCGAAGAAGACUAAAAGACCUGUGCGAUGUAUGCUAAACCGCGAUGAAGAUAUGAUGACUUCCGGUCAAAGACAUCCUUUCCUUGCAAGAUGGAAAGUCGCUGUGAACAAGGAUGGAAAGCUUCAGGCCCUGGAUGCUGAUGUCUUCGCAAACGCUGGGUGGACCCAGGACUUGAGUGGUGCGGUCGUUGAUCGAGGCCUGUCACACAUUGACGGGUGCUAUCUCUUUCCCAAUAUCCACGUCCGUGGUCGCAUAGCAAAAACCAAUACAGUUUCAAAUACCGCUUUCCGCGGAUUUGGAGGUCCACAAGGGAUGUUCAUCGCCGAAACCUACAUGGAAGAGAUUGCAGACCAUCUAAGCAUGCCAGUAGAAAAGCUGCGAGAAAUUAACAUGUACAAGCCGCAUGAGAUCACUCAUUUCAAUCAGGAGCUGAAAGACUGGCAUGUACCGUUGAUGUACCAGCAAAUUUUGGAUGGAACAGAUUAUCAGGAGCGGAGAAAAACGGUCGAGCAAUUCAACCAUGAGCACAAGUGGAAGAAGCGGGGCCUAGCCAUCAUUCCGACCAAAUUUGGGAUAUCAUUCACUGCAAUCUUCCUCAACCAAGCCGGAGCCCUAGUGCAUCUCUACCAUGAUGGCUCGGUUCUCGUCGCGCACGGUGGCACGGAAAUGGGUCAAGGUCUCCACACAAAGAUGACAAUGAUAGCAGCCCAAGCCCUCGGUGUGCCACUUUCCGACGUCUUCGUGUCCGAGACCGCUACAAAUACUGUGGCCAACACCUCUUCAACCGCUGCCUCUGCUUCAAGCGAUUUGAACGGCUACGCCAUCUUCAAUGCCUGCGAACAGCUCAACGAACGGCUCCAACCUUAUAGGGAGAAGCUUGGCAAAGAUGCACUAAUGAAGGACCUUGUCCAUGCUGCGUACUUCGACCGUGUCAAUCUCUCUGCCAACGGCUUCUACAAGACGCCUGAUAUCGGAUAUACAUGGGGUCCAAAUACGGGGCAGAUGUUCUACUACUUCACUCAAGGUGUUACUGCCGCUGAAGUGGAGAUUGAUACUCUCACUGGCGACUGGACUUGCUUGCGUGCAGACAUCAAAAUGGACGUCGGCCGGUCCAUCAACCCUGCGAUUGACUACGGCCAAAUCGAAGGAGCAUUCGUCCAAGGUCAAGGCCUCUUCACGACGGAAGAAAGCCUGUGGCAUCGUGCAUCUGGCCAGCUUUUCACUCGAGGGCCGGGCACGUACAAGAUCCCGGGCUUCAGAGACAUCCCCCAGGUCUUCAACGUCAGUCUGCUCAAGGACGUGGAGUGGGAGAACCUGCGCACCAUUCAGAGAUCGAGAGGUGUGGGCGAACCGCCACUGUUCAUGGGCAGCAGUGUCUUCUUCGCCAUCAGGGACGCGUUGAGGGCCGCCAGGAAGCAGUACGGCGUCGAGGACGUCUUGCAGCUGCAGAGUCCAGCGACGCCGGAGAGGAUCAGGAUCAGCUGCGCCGAUCCGAUCAUCACGAGAGCGCUCGUGGAGCCGAAGGAGGGGGAGAAGAGUUUCUUCAUUUCCAUUUGA